AUGGUCAGAGUCUCCGUCUUAAACGAUUGUUUGAACAGCAUCCUCAACGCCGAACGUCAAGGUCGUCGUCAAGUCCUCAUCAGACCAUCUUCCAAGGUCAUCGUCAAGUUCUUGACUGUCAUGAUGAAGAAGAAGUACAUUGGUGAAUUCGAAGUCAUCGAUGAUCAUCGUUCCGGAAAGAUCGUCGUCGAGUUGGUCGGUCGUAUCAACAAGUGCGCCGUCAUCUCUCCACGUUUCGAUGUCCCAUUGAACGAGCUUGAGAAGUGGACAUCCUACAUUUUGCCCUCUAGACAAUUCGGUCACCUCGUUUUAACCACCUCCUUGGGUAUUAUGGAUCACGAAGAUUGCAAGCGUAAACACACUGGUGAGUGUCCACUAAGACCUAGAAACACAUCAAUUACAUUAACUAACGCAAUAUUUCUCUUUCUUUUACUUAUUAAUAGGUGUGAUUCAAUAAUAUACUUUUGGACUCCAAUGAAAAAAACAUAUAUCUAUCCAAGUUAUUCAAUAGAAUACAAAGAGCAAGAAGAUAAAGUCCAUCGAUACUCUACUGUUAGAAUCGUCAAGAGUGACCUCGACCACUUAUAUAUGGUACCAGAGCAAGCAAUGGUAGUUUAUGAAUCAAAAAAUUGUCUCCAUUGA
Molecule: messenger RNA, 642 nt
Organism: Cavenderia fasciculata
Lineage: Eukaryota; Evosea; Eumycetozoa; Acytosteliales; Cavenderiaceae
Gene: rps15a
Product: 40S ribosomal protein S15a
Exons: 3
Coding region: 1-642 (213 amino acids)
Biological process (GO): translation
Cellular component (GO): ribosome; cytosolic small ribosomal subunit
Molecular function (GO): structural constituent of ribosome
Source: RefSeq, a predicted model, not a curated record